Messenger RNA from Hibiscus syriacus, 504 nucleotides. Its product is annotated as proliferating cell nuclear antigen-like. The record is from RefSeq and is a predicted model, not a curated record. Gene Ontology annotation, biological process: translesion synthesis; leading strand elongation; mismatch repair. Gene Ontology annotation, molecular function: DNA polymerase processivity factor activity; DNA binding. Gene Ontology annotation, cellular component: PCNA complex. Bases 16 to 324 code for a protein of 102 amino acids. The transcript has 2 exons. Lineage: Eukaryota; Viridiplantae; Streptophyta; Magnoliopsida; Malvales; Malvaceae.
GUAAACUCUUCUUCGAUGUGGUUUGCAGUUGUUAUCUCUGUAACCAAAGGUGUGAUAUUUUCCGCAAGAGGUGAUAUUGGAACUGCAACUAUUGUUCUCAGGCAAAAUACCUCAGUGGAUAAACCAGAAGAAGCAACAAUCAUAGAGAUGAAUGAGCCGGUUUCUUUGACAUUCGCAUUGAGGUACAUGAACUCAUUUACAAAGGCUACUCCAUUGUCAAGUACUGUGACAAUCAGCUUGUCUUCGGAAUUGCCAGUUGUGGUUGAGUACAAGAUAGAUGAGAUGGGCUAUAUUAGGUUAUAUUUGGCACCCAAGAUUGAAUAGGAUGAAGAUGAGAGUAAACCAGAAGUUUAAUUUGAUUGUGGUAUGGAUUUGGUUGUCUUGGUUUAGUGAAAUGGGGCAUUCAUGUUUGUGCUAUUAGCGCUUCCAAGUUCCAUCAGAGUUCUAUUUUGAGUUUUAACUUGGUAGCUAGACAUCAAGUAGUUUAGUAUCGAUGGAUGAUAA